This is a messenger RNA of Momordica charantia (bitter melon), 1849 nucleotides long. RefSeq names its product plant UBX domain-containing protein 2 (gene PUX2). Gene Ontology annotation, biological process: DNA repair; defense response to fungus. Gene Ontology annotation, molecular function: protein binding; DNA binding. NCBI's taxonomy places the organism in Eukaryota, Viridiplantae, Streptophyta, Magnoliopsida, Cucurbitales, Cucurbitaceae. The record is from RefSeq and is a predicted model, not a curated record.
AUUUCUUCCGCCAAUUCGCCAAUCGAAAAAUUCUUACUUUGUGGCUGACAAGUCCGAUUUUAGUGAUCCAGAGGAAGAUUUCAGCUCAAUCCGUGUAAUCUGUAAUAUCCUCUUGUUGCUUAGAUUCUUCCAAACCAAUUAAUUGCUAUAGUUCUUUGUUUCUCAUAGUAUUGUAUUGUAUUGUAUUGUAUUGUAUUGUUUAUCAUGGGUGACAUGAAGGACAAGGUCAAGGGUUUCAUGAAAAGGGUUAAUAAUUCCUUGUCCUCGUCUUCUUCUGCAAGUUUCAAGGGUCAGGGAAGAGUUUUAGGAUCCUCUUCUUCGGGGUCGACUACUUCUUCUUUGCCUACCCGCCCAUCGCAAAAUCCCAUUUCAAAACCCAAGCUGGUUCAUCCUCCUUCAGAUUCUACCGUAAAUUCCAAGCCUCCGUCUUCAAAUUCAACCGGCGCUGGUCAGAUUAGGUCAGAAGUGCCUAGUAAAUCGAACCCAGAUCGAAAACCGCCGGCCGAUGAAUUUGACCCAUUUGACUCGUUUAUAACGUCUGGGAAAAGAUCUGGAAAUGGGUAUUCAUUAGAUGUGUUUGAAUGUCCGAUUUGUGGCCAAAGUUACAGGUCUGAAGAGGAGGUUUCUGUGCACGUAGAUAGCUGUGUCAAUAAUAACACAGCCGAUAGAGCAGAGGAUCUGCCCACGAGUAAUUCGGAAUCUCGGAGUGAAUUGGAGACUUGUGUUGGCACUUUCAUAUCAGGGAAGCCAUCACAAGGUUCAUUGGAAAUUGUGCUGAAGCUUAUGAGGAACAUAGUUCGGGAACCAGAGAAUUCAAAGUUUAGGAAGAUUCGUCUGAGUAAUCCCAAAAUUAAGGAGGCAAUCGGUGAGGCUGUGGGGGGAGUGGAAUUGUUGGAGUUUGUGGGUUUUAAAUUGCAAGAAGAAGAUGGUGAAAUGUGGGCAACCAUGGAAGUUCCAACAGAGGAAGAGAUUUACAGAUUAUCUAAGGUCGUUGAUUUUAUUGAACGGCCAAAGCUUGAUGAACGGCAAAAUGAAGGCAGCUCUGCAUCUAUGGCUUCAACUCAGGUUGAUGAACUGAUUGAACCAAAGAAGGUAGACAGACAGACUCGAGUAUUUUUUGCUGUCCCUGAAAACGUUGCUGCAAACAUCGAGCUACCAGACUCCUUCUACAACCUCUCUGUUGAAGAGGUUAAAAGAGAAGCUAUAAUGAGGAAGCAAAAGAUUGCUGAAUCUCAGUUUUUGGUUCCUAAAUCAUACAAGGAGAAACAAGCAAAAGCUGCUCGGAGAAAGUACACAAGAACAGUUAUCAGAAUUCAGUUUCCCGACGGCGUGGUACUUCAAGGUGUUUUUUCUCCUCGGGAACCAACAAGCGCUGUAUAUGAGUUUGUGAGCUCAGCACUGAAAGAACCCGGUUUGGAAUUCGAGUUGAUACAUCCAGUUGGUGUUAAACGGCGUACGAUCAGUCAUUUUCCCGUAGGACAGAAGGCUAAAACUCUAGAUGAUGAGGAGUUGGUCCCCUCAGCUCUGGUCAAGUUUAGACCCAUUGAAACAGAUUCAGUUGUCUUCACAGGUUUGCGUAAUGAACUCCUUGAGAUUAUCGAACCGCUCGUUAGCAGUUCAGCUGUGGCUCAUCCAGCGCAAGUUUAAAUCACUUAGAACAGUGCCUGUAUGUACAUUUAACCUUCAGCAGCUCUGGGUUUGAUGUGGUUGUUGCUUUUCUUUGUAAUCUUUUUUUCUUAAAGGUGAGAAGCAACUUCAUUCUUUCAAGCUUUAACACUUUAAAAUACCCUUUUCUGGGCAGUGGACAAAGCAUUUUACCAUGAUAUAUAUGGAUUUUUCUGAUCUCCCA